UGUAAACGCUUAUUUCUAGGAUGCAUCUGGAGAAACUUGCGCUGGUUUUGUCUGCUGUUAUCGUAUGCGCCCUUUCUUCACAGUUUCUUGACCAGGAAUGGAAAGCGUGGAAAUCUAAAUAUGAAAAGAAUUAUAGCACUUUUCGUGAUGAGAUGUUCCGGAGAAAGGCUUGGGAGGCAACCUGGCAAAAAGUCCAGAAACACAAUAGACUGGCUGACCAGGGUCUGUCCAGAUACAGAAUGGGCAUGAAUAAGUUUGCAGAUAUGACACCAGAGGCACGUAGUUCUAGUAGCUGCUAUCAUUCAAAUAGAAGGUCAACAUCCAGGAACAACGUACCUCUUUGGUCUUACUCCGAAACUGACAUACCAGAAUCGAUGGACUGGAGGGAAUCAAAUUGUGUGGGCCCUGUCAAAAAUCAAGGGCUUUGUGGAUCCUGCUGGGCAUUUGCCACCGUGGGUGUAUUCGAGACACAUUAUUGUCUCAAAGCCAAAAAGCUGGUUGAAUUCAGUGAGCAGCAGCUUGUAGACUGUGAUGGCGAUAAUGACGGUUGCUGUGGAGGAUUUCCAGAUACAGCCAUGGCGUAUGUUGCAAGUCACGGUAUGAUGAGUGCCGAAGAUUAUGAAUAUUCAGGGAAGAAAUCAAACUGUUUAUUUGACUCUGAUGAUGCAGUAUUCCUGAAUGUGACCACGUAUUACACUCUGCCUGGAGAACAGAAUAUGGCAAUGUCCGUGGCAACUAAUGGACCCAUAGCAGUUGGAAUUGAUGCAAGUGAUGACUUUUCACUGUAUUGCAGUGGUAUUUUUGAUGGCAAAUGCACUAAAAAGCCAAACCAUGCCGUCAUUAUUGUGGGGUAUGGUACAGAACAUGAUGCAGAGUCCGAUGAAGAUAUAGAUUACUGGAUAGUAAGGAACAGCUGGGGCGAAGACUGGGGUAAUGAUGGUUAUGUGAAGAUGAGGCGUAAUGUGAACCUGUGUGGUAUAGCAAAAGAUGCUUCCUCUGUGGACCUGAUACGCUAACUCCUCAGUGUCUGAAGAAUCAACCUGAUCAAUUAGACAUGUCAUAAAGCAAAUCCUCAUACACAAGCUACAGUACCUUCGGCUGAAUCUCCUUGAGCUUAGCAAUAUGAAUUACAUUAAUUGGCAUUGUUAUUGUGCUUUUUGUAAUGAAUAAAUAAAAUGCAUAAAAAUGUUGAUAUUAAAGUUC
Molecule: messenger RNA, 1203 nt
Organism: Bufo bufo (common toad)
Lineage: Eukaryota; Metazoa; Chordata; Amphibia; Anura; Bufonidae
Product: zingipain-2-like
Exons: 7
Coding region: 21-1016 (331 amino acids)
Biological process (GO): immune response
Cellular component (GO): lysosome
Molecular function (GO): cysteine-type endopeptidase activity
Source: RefSeq, a predicted model, not a curated record